AUGUCUGGUGGUGGUAAUCGCGACACUCUUUCUGGAAGUGAAACAGAUUUUAACCUUCGGAAAACGUUGUACGUGCGAUGCAAUGGUUUGCAAACGAUGGAAUUAAGGCAACCCGGUCAGCCAUCGUCAUCACCGUCGUGCUCUUCAUAUCAAAGACCACCCCCGGUCGGAUCGAACCACCCGCCACCCGCUGACGGUGAUGUGUUGUUAUCCCGAUCCUGCCCAAUCACAGUGCGCGUACGUAGGAAAAGUCUCGCGAAUCUGCCCAGCAUACGCGAAAAGUUGAGUGCGAUUUUUGGGAUUCAGCUGCAGGAAGUGCUACAGCACACCGAUGAGCAGCAGUACCUGCAACAGCAGUUCAUCACCUUUCAGGUGCUGGACGAAACUUCCGGAUGCCAGGUAGCAGUAGGCAGUGCUCUGAGCGGUUCCCUCGUAUCUAGUGGCAACGGUGAUCUAAUCGGUCAAAUACAGCAAUUCAUUGACUCACUAUGUACGAACGAGGCCGAAGAUUCCAGCUAUGAUAGCGACUGCGACGGUGAGGAUCUCUCCCACGAGCAAGUGUCCCGCACGGCUAGCGAUACCCUGGGGCAAGAAUUUGCCGAGUACAUAAGCGUGGGCACUGGCCCAAGUACCGGACACCAUCCGCAACAUGGGAAAGACAUCUCGCCGGGUGCCAAUCCGCUCGGAUCUACCAUCACACCCCUGCCCGAACACUCGCCGGGCUAUCAGCAGCGUGUGGAAUUUGCACUAAAGCUCGGCUACACCGAAAAGCUGGUACAGGCAGCACUGCAAAGGCUGGGACCCAAUCCGGCCCAGAACGAGCUGCUGGCCGAACUGAUCAAGCUCGGUUCACAACCCGGCGCAAAAUGUGGCAGCGAAUUUACGGUCGAUCACGGGCACCACGGGGCGGGCGAAUCCGGCGGGCUGGGACUAUCCGCAGAACUGAUGGCUUCGGUAACUGGUCCCGGUGGGCUCUCGUCGAUGGUGAACGAAGAAUCUCUACGCCCGAUAGUGAUAGACGGAAGCAAUGUAGCGAUGAGCCACGGUAACAAGGAGAUGUUUUCCUGUCGCGGUAUACGGCUGUGCGUGGACUGGUUCAAGAACCGGGGCCACAAGGACAUUACCGUGUUUGUGCCAAAGUGGCGCAAGGAAAGCUCCAGACCGGACAAUCCCGUCAAGGAUGGCGAGAUAUUGAACGAGUUGGAGAAGGAGCGUAUGCUAGUAUUUACACCUUCCCGAUUAGUCGGCGGCAAACGUAUGGUGUGUUACGACGAUCGAUACAUUUUAAAGCUCGCAGCCGAUAACGAUGGAAUCGUCGUAUCCAAUGAUAACUAUCGCGAUCUGGUGCAGGAGAGUUCCGAGUUCAAGAAGGUCGUCGAAGAGCGGGUACUGAUGUAUUCGUUCGUGAACGAUCGCUUCAUGCCACCGGAUGAUCCGCUCGGCCGUUCCGGGCCCACGCUAGACAACUUUCUGCGCGUGCAGCCGCGCAAAGGUGACCCACCCCCACCCUGUCCGUACGGCAAGAAGUGUACCUAUGGGAAUAAGUGCAAAUUCUACCAUCCGGAACGGGGCAGCCUACCGCACAAGUCCGUCACGGAGCGACUCUCCGAGUAUGCAGCGCGACAUCUUCAAGCACGCAGCGGACACGACCCGUCGGCGAGUGUUGCUGCUGGACCCGGGGGAGGUGGCGCCGGUGGUCGCAAUGCAGUGCAGGGGAAGUCGCUCAGUGUUCCGCUGAGCAACAGCAGCAACGAGACUAGUCCAAUCAAUGAUAAACGGAAAGCAUUAUGUCGCACAAGAUCAAACGUACCUUCGGAAAGCGCAAAUACCGCGUACGGCGGAGGAGGCAUGGCACAUGCUCACGGUGGGCAUUCGGAUUUGUUGCCAAUUCCCCAUCCCGUGCAGCAUCCAGCCGUUCGUCAGCAGCAGCAACCACCGCCACCUCCAUCGCAGCAGUUGACCUUUCAUGCUCCACCAGUGCCAGUGGCCAGUAAUCGAGCCCUUCCGUGGGAUCUUUCCCCUCAACAACAGCAACAGCAGCAGCAGCUACACCAACAUGCCAGUAUGGUGGACGUGCAGCAGAUAUUUCCCAAAUCUCAUAGUAUAGAAAAUAUAUCUAAGGAACCGUACGGUGGUGGCGGUGGUGGUGGUGGUCAUCAUGCCGGACUCCAUCAUGGCGGUUGCUACGGCGCGCAACCACACUGGCCCCGGCAGCAGCCUCCGUCCCAACAGUCCCCUCAGUCGGUAUCAGGGACCGGUGGAGGAGCGGGUGCGGCGGGUGGAGUUGGAGGGCCAGUAGUACCAUCACCGUUGGACCAGAGCGAUCCAAAUGGGCUGGUGGAUAGUGUAAAUUUGCAUCGGAAGCUACAGCGUCAGCUCACCCUCAACCCGGCUGGCUGUGAUCCUCGAAUAUAUCAAAUGCAAAGGCUUCAGCAGCAAACGUCCCAACAGCACAAUCCCCCGCCACAAACCGCUUCCCAGCAGCAGCUGUCACCGCACCGACCAUUGGCCCCUUCCCUUAGUGGGGGCACCCGUCCUUCUCCACCUACCCAGUGGGAACUUCAUCAGCAUGUCACUCGUAUUGCUUCGGCUCCUGAUUCCACUCGACCCUGGGGUCACAAUGGACCACCGCCUGCUUCAUCCUCGGAACCGCAUAUCAACCUCGGAUGGUCGCCUAGCCCGGGUCAGGGUGGUCCUACGCCAGCGCUCCAGCAGCAGCAGCAGCAUCAUCAGCAACAGCAGCAGGACCGUCGGCGAUUGCAUUACCAUCUGGCCAGUAUCUUCCCGGAAGAUCAAGUACAAACCGUCAUGCAGAUGUACCCGGAAGAGACAAAUCCGCAGAAAAUAUGUGCCGCCAUUCUGGCCAUGUAUCAAAAGAUGUAA
Molecule: messenger RNA, 2883 nt
Organism: Anopheles marshallii
Lineage: Eukaryota; Metazoa; Arthropoda; Insecta; Diptera; Culicidae
Gene: Regnase-1
Product: probable ribonuclease ZC3H12C
Cellular component (GO): cytoplasmic ribonucleoprotein granule; nucleus
Molecular function (GO): metal ion binding; RNA endonuclease activity; mRNA binding
Source: RefSeq, a predicted model, not a curated record